Cherax quadricarinatus is the source of this 3858-nucleotide messenger RNA. Its product is annotated as serine-rich adhesin for platelets. Gene Ontology annotation, cellular component: nucleus; cytoplasm. The record is from RefSeq and is a predicted model, not a curated record. Lineage: Eukaryota; Metazoa; Arthropoda; Malacostraca; Decapoda; Parastacidae. Gene Ontology annotation, biological process: response to heat; protein refolding.
AAUAAAAAAAAACUCCCGCCAUCCCUUCCGAGGGAUGGGGGGGGGGCUGCGUGACCCGUGCGGGUUUAGCGCUCUCCACGAGUAACGCGAGGAGGCAGCGCGCAUCGAUGUGAGUCAAGCAACACCCGCCAGGGGACACAUGGUUCGAGAAGGUGGUGGAUGGGUCGAGACUGCUCCUGCAAGUGUGGGCGUAGCGGGGCGGCUGAGUAACAUCACAGGCGUGGGCGGAGGCUGGGCGUACAGCCAACUCGACCGGCAUAAAUAGGGAGGUGGACCAGGUGAUGGGCAGACACAACAGUGCCGGCAUCACAGCUACGAGCUGACCAACCUUGCACUCCAUCACUGACUGGUACUCUAAGAAGUAGUGUUUAUCAGGAUAUAAGAGCACAUUCUGCCACUUAUACUCAGAUACUGGUGAUUAUUGGAAUAUAAGUGUACACUCGAACACUAGUACUCAGGUGCUAUUGACACUCCACCUCUGGUACUCAAUAUUAUUCACUAUUCUAAGUGAAUACACUUGAGGAUAUAAUUCUGAAGCCAAGCAGAAGCCAUGGCCCCAGUACAUCAAAACACCGAUGCUUCCAGCCGCCUCGCCAACACUCUUACCAACAUCAGUAACACAUCCUGUGUAAACAGUGUCAAAAGCAGCAGUAGCAGCAGCAGUGGCACCAGCAGCAGCAGCAGACUGUGUGAGACAAACAUGAAUCAGCUGGAGUCUACAGGGGUCAGAGAAGACUUGCUGCCCAUAACAUGCAGAGGAAGCUUCUACCACGAUGCUUUUUUCAAGGAAGCUCGUCAGCACUUUGAUGAAGCUAUCAAGGACGUGCUUGACCGCUGGGGUCACAGGUCAGCCACAAUGGAUGACCUGACCUGCUACAGAAAACUUCGUGAAACCAACUUGAGAGAGGACAACCAGGCAGUCACAGUCUCCCAAAACAGUCAUCAUCAUCAGGUGGUGAUAGACGUGAGAGACUUCCUGAGUGGAGAUGUGAAAGUGAAGGUGGUUGAUGAGAACGAGGUGGUGGUGGAGGGCAGUGUGGAACACACACACCAAGGAUCAGUCUCCAAGAAGAGUUUCUUACGUAGGUUCUCUUUCCCCGGUCUGGUCCGGCCAGACGCCGUCACCUCCACCAUGUCCUCUGACGGAGUUCUUACCAUAACUGUACCAAAGAAGGAACCUGUGUCACACACAACAAAAGUUGACACCAAUAAGAUAAACACAAAAGUAAACUCCUCUACGAUGAAAGGAGCACAAAAAGAAAAGAUAAACAAAUUUACCAGUCAUCUACAUCAUGAUGUCAAUGCACAAGCUUCAGUGUCUAAGACAACUGAAAAAGAAAACAAAUCUAAAAUGUCAACACAUGUUAGUGCUGACAAUGAAACCACCAAAAUAACAACAAAUAACGGAACAAAGGUGAAAAACUCCAGUUUAGUUGGUUCCUCGCCAGAGCAAACUUCAGACUUCGUGCUGCCUAUAUCUCACAGAGGUCCCUUCUUCCACGACUCUUUCUUCGAAGAAGCUCGACAAGAUUUUGAAGCCUCUGUAAAGAGUAUCCUGGACACUUGGGGAGAAACUCCUGUGAGUGAUCACAUGAGCAGCUACAGACGUCUGAGAGAACGUGACCUGAAGGAGGAGAACCAAGCAGUGUCUCUCACCGAGGACCACCAGACUCAUAAGGUGGUGAUAGACGUGCGAGACUUCCUGGGUGGUGAUGUAAAAGUGAAGGUGGUUGAUGAGAACGAGGUGGUGGUGGAGGGCAGUGUGGAACACACACACCAAGGAUCAGUCUCCAAGAAGAGUUUCCUACGUAGGUUCUCUUUCCCCGGUCUGGUCCGACCAGACACCGUCACCUCCACCAUGUCCUCUGACGGAGUCCUUACCAUAACUGUACCAAAAAAGGAACCUGUGUCACACACAACAAAAGUUGACACCAAUAAGAUAAACACAAAAGUAAACUCCUCUACGAUGAAAGGAACACAAAACGAAAAGAUAAACAAAUUUACCCGUCAUCUACAUCAUGAUGUCAAUGCACAAGCUUCAGUGUCUAAGACAACUGAAAAAGAAAACAAAUCUAAAAUGUCAACACAUAUUAGUGCUGACAAUGAAACCACCAAAAUAACAACAAAUAACGGAACAAAGGUGAAAAACUCCAGUUUAGUUGGUUCCUCGCCAGAGCAAACUUCAGACUUCGUGCUGCCUAUAUCUCACAGAGGUCCCUUCUUCCACGACUCUUUCUUCGAAGAAGCUCGACAAGAUUUUGAAGCCUCUGUAAAGAGUAUCCUGGACACUUGGGGAGAAACUCCUGUGAGUGAUCACAUGAGCAGCUACAGACGUCUGAGAGAACGUGACCUGAAGGAGGAGAACCAAGCAGUGUCUCUCACCGAGGACCACCAGACUCAUAAGGUGGUGAUAGACGUGCGAGACUUCCUGGGUGGCGAUGUAAAAGUGAAGGUGGUUGAUGAGAACGAGGUGGUGGUGGAGGGCAGUGUGGAACACACACACCAAGGAUCAGUCUCCAAGAAGAGUUUCCUACGUAGGUUCUCUUUCCCCGGUCUGGUCCGGCCAGACGCCGUCACCUCCACCAUGUCCUCUGACGGAGUCCUUACCAUAACUGUACCAAAGAAGGAUGAAAUAAAAGCAAAGAAUACUAUUCUCGACAUGACUCCAAACACGAAUAUGCAAGAGAGGAGAGAGUCCUCGUCUGUGCGAGGUAACUCACAACAUUCUGAACAAAGUUCCUUAAGGAGAGCAACAGCUGAGGCCCAUGGAAGCUCCCACAACACAGAAGAAAAAAUAAAGACUCACAGAUCUACCGCAGAGUCUUCCAGCAUCAGAAACUUUAUCAAUGAGGCUUCUAAACGAACUGAAGAUAUUUUUUCCAGUUUUGACCAAAACGAAACGAACAAUUUUACAAAGAAUGUCCUGCCUUGGGACCUGGAUACCUCCCUGUCAAUAUCCCACAAAGGACUCUUUUUCAAGGACUCUUUCUUCCAAAAUGCUCGCGAAAACUUCGAAGCUGCAGUCCAAGAAGUGUUAAACAAAUUUGGAAGGGUGGAAAGCGCAUGUGAUGACGACCUCACCACGUACAGAAAUCUUCGAGAGAGCGACUUGAGAGACGAGACUCAAGCCAUGAAAGUCACCGAGAACCAAGACAGUCACCAGGUGGUGAUGGAUGUUCGUGACUUCUUGAGUGGAGAUGUCAGGGUGAAGGCAGUGGGCAGGAACGAAGUGUUGGUUGAAGGCAGCGUGGAGAAGCAAGAAGGAUGCUUCAAGAGCACCAAGAGCUUUAGUCGCCGCUUCACUCUUCCUGGUGUAGUGAACGUGAACGACGUCACUUCUGCCUUGUCGUCAGAUGGCGUCCUCACCAUCACGGCUCCCAAGAGCACGUCUGACACCAGCAGCUUGAUGACGUCAGCCCAUCAGAGGACGCUGCUGCGUCAACAGGACACCAGUGGGACGAGCUGCAGAAGUCAGCAGAAUUACGAGACUGCUGCCGAGAGUGACGAAUACAAAUCUCACGUGUUCACCAAAACGUCGUCUUUUGAACGCUUCACAUCCAAAAACAACAGCCGGAACUAAUCUUCCAGUACGUCGUCUCUUCAAACGUUUCACGUCCAACAACAGCCGGAUGCAAUCUUUAGAUACGGCAUCCUGUCAACGUUGCACGUCCAGCAACUACAGCCGGAUAUAACUUUUUUUGUACGUUGUCCUCUGAACGUUUUACGCACAACAACUCCCUCAAGAGGAUGUUUAUUCUCUGCAACAUUGCCAAAGAUGUUAUCACAUAUGAUAUAAACAUUCGUUGUGUUUUAUACUGUUAUGUUUCAAAAACAAUUAUAUUUUCAAUAAAAGUAAAA